UUUCGCGCCAUUCUCAAUUCUUACAAACCGUCUAACUUGUGAUUAUAAAUUUAUUUCUCAUUAAUUUAACAUACCUAAUCAUGGAAGGAUUCGAUGAUCCUGGUGUAUUUUUUUCUGAUAAUUUUGGUUUAGAUGAUCAUGAAUCCCAAGAUCAAAUUAACCUACAAGCAGUUAAGAAAAAAUUCAAAGAGUUUAUUCGCCAAUUUCAUACAGGAAAUUUUAACUUUAAAUACAGAGAUGCGUUAAAACGUAAUUACAACUUACAACAAUACUGGGUUGAAAUUAACAUUGAAGAUUUGUCUAGCUUCGAUGAAGUAUUAGCGGAGAAAUUGUAUAAAAAACCAACAGAACAUUUACCUAUUUUAGAAGAAGCUGCUAAAGAGUUAGCUGAUGAGCUGACCGCACCGAGACCAGAAGGUGAAGAGAAAGUGGAGGAUAUACAGGUGUUGCUACUAUCAGAUGCUCACGCUUCUAACUUGAGAGAACUUAAGUCCGAAACAGUCUCAAGACUUGUCAAGAUACCUGGAAUAGUAAUCUCAGCAUCUAGCAUAAAGGCAAAAGCUACUAAAAUAUCAAUUCAGUGCAGAUCUUGCCGUAAUGUUAUACCCAAUCUGCCUGUAAAGCCAGGCUUAGAAGGCUAUGUAAUGCCUAGGAAAUGCAACACAGAACAAGCAGGAAGACCAAAAUGUCCAUUGGAUCCAUAUUUCAUUAUACCAGACAAGUGUAAAUGUAUUGAUUAUCAGGUAUUGAAACUCCAAGAAGCCCCAGAAAUGAUUCCACAAGGAGAGAUGCCUCGUCACUUGACUGUGUACUGCGAGCGCAUCCUCUGUGAGCGAGUAGCUCCCGGCGCACGAGUCACAGUGCUGGGGAUAUAUUCCAUCAAAAAGAUUUCCAAAUUGGGGAGAGAAGGUAAAGAGAAGGGAUCAGUAGGUGUGCGAUCUUCCUACCUCCGUGCAGUAGGACUUACAGCAGAAGAGGGAGUCACUGGUGGACUUCAACCUUUCACUGCUGAAGAAGAAGAACAAUUUAGGAGAUUAGCAGCGGCCCCAGACGUUUAUGAUAGAAUUGCGAAAUCUAUAGCCCCUAGUGUUUUUGGUGCCACUGAUAUGAAGAAAGCUAUAGCCUGUUUAUUAUUUGGAGGUUCACGCAAGCGACUACCAGAUGGUCUCACCAGACGAGGGGACAUCAACAUUUUACUACUAGGAGACCCUGGAACAGCCAAAUCGCAGUUGCUAAAGUUUGUAGAAAAGGUAGCCCCUGUAGGAGUGUAUACUUCAGGUAAAGGCUCUAGUGCAGCUGGUCUAACUGCCUCCGUCAUAAGGGACCCUGGAAGUCGUAACUUUGUAAUGGAAGGGGGUGCAAUGGUGUUGGCUGAUGGUGGUGUUGUGUGCAUCGAUGAGUUUGAUAAGAUGCGCGAGGACGACCGGGUCGCCAUACACGAGGCCAUGGAGCAGCAGACUAUUUCCAUUGCUAAGGCUGGUAUAACGACUACGUUAAACUCUCGCUGCUCCGUCCUGGCCGCGGCGAACUCUGUAUUCGGUCGAUGGGAUGACACAAAAGCUGAAGACAACAUAGAUUUUAUGCCGACUAUAUUAUCGAGAUUCGAUAUGAUAUUCAUCGUUAAGGAUGAACACGAUCAAAACAGAGAUAUCACGCUGGCGAAGCACAUAAUCUCGGUGCACAUGGGCGGCGCGAGCGCCGAGCGCGCGGCGGCGGCGGGCGAGCUGCCGCUGCCGCUGCUGCGCCGCUACGCCGCGUACUGCCGCGCGCGCUGCGGGCCGCGCCUGUCCGCCGCCGCCGCCGAGCGCCUGGGCGCGCGCUACGUGCUCAUGCGCUCCGGCGCCUCGCUGCAGGAGCGCCAGACCGACAAGCGCCUCGCCAUUCCCAUCACUGUCCGCCAACUUGAAGCCAUUAUUCGAAUCUCCGAGUCUUUGGCAAAAAUGCAGCUACAGCCUUUUGCAACAGAAUCUCAUGUGACAGAGUCUCUACGUUUAUUCCAAGUAUCUACACUGGACGCAGCAAUGACUGGCAGUUUAGCUGGUGCGGAGGGUUUUACGACUGAGGAAGACCACGAAAUGCUCUCACGUGUAGAGAAACAAUUGAAGCGCAGGUUCGCAGUCGGGUCACAGGUGUCUGAACAAACUAUCAUCCAAGACUUCCUGCGACAGAAGUACCCUGAAAGAGCCAUCAUCAAAGUGAUUCACACUAUGAUAAGGCGAGGCGAGUUGCAGCACCGCCUACAGAGAAAAAUGCUUUACAGACUUUCAUAAGUGUAUUAUUAUAUUUUGUUAAGUGAUAUUUGUAUUUUCUAAGGAUUUUUUUUAU
Vanessa tameamea is the source of this 2325-nucleotide messenger RNA. It is a transcript of the gene Mcm5, whose product is annotated as DNA replication licensing factor Mcm5. The transcript has 13 exons. Gene Ontology annotation, cellular component: nucleus; MCM complex. The coding region runs from base 81 to 2270 and encodes 729 amino acids. Lineage: Eukaryota; Metazoa; Arthropoda; Insecta; Lepidoptera; Nymphalidae. Gene Ontology annotation, biological process: DNA replication; DNA replication initiation; double-strand break repair via break-induced replication. The record is from RefSeq and is a predicted model, not a curated record. Gene Ontology annotation, molecular function: single-stranded DNA binding; single-stranded DNA helicase activity; 3'-5' DNA helicase activity.